ACGGGAGGAACAUAGGGACAAAAUACACCUAAAUACUCGCUGCUAGCACCAAAAUGACAUCGUUUUUCAUUAAAACUGCUUUCCGCAGUUUUGUGCGGAACCACAAACUCAUACGGGAACACCAAAAACAGACGUUUUUGUGUUCAGCUCGAAGUUAUGCCACAGACGGGGACAUCAAUGCACUUAAAAUUUACACCAGAACUGGAGACAAAGGUUUUUCCAGCACAUUUACAGGAGAAAGGAGGCCUAAGGAAGCUCAAAUAUUUGAAGCCUUGGGAAAUACAGAUGAGCUAUCAUCAGCCAUAGGCCUGGCCAGAGAAUUCUGCCUUGAGAGAGGUCACACAUUCACACACCAGCUGGACAAGAUACAGUGCGUUCUUCAAGAUGUGGGCUCCAACAUCGCUACCCCUCACUCAUCUGCAAGAGAAAGUCAUAUAAAGAAAACUAAGUUCAAUGCACAGCCAAUUACAGACUUGGAAACCUGGAUUGAUCAUUUCACAGAAGAACUUCCACCUCUGACCAACUUUAUUUUACCAUCUGGCGGGAAGAGCAGUGCAGCGUUGCACUUUGCUCGGACAGUCUGCAGGAGAGCAGAGCGCAGUGUCACUCCAGUUGUACGUUCUGGGGAGGCAGACCCAGAUGUUGCCAAAUAUCUGAAUAGGUUGAGCGACUACUUGUUCACGCUUGCCAGAUAUGCAGCCAUGAAGGAAGGCAGCGAAGAGAAGAUCUACAAGAGACCUGAGUGACCACACUAAAGUCAAAGAUCUUCAUUUUUUCUUGUGUGUGCAGAUACUCAAUUUGUUAUAAAUGCAGAAUUCUACUAAAUACAAAAAAGUUUUAAAAUUGUUAAUGUCCGCUCACAAAUCAAAGGUUUUGUGUACAUUAUUUUUUCUUAGUUUCAUUGGACAAUAUCAGUUAAACCUUAAUUUUAAUCCCACACUGGAGUUAAAGAUUUAGUUUUUAUAAGUCUUGAUGGGUGUCACAUGACCCCUGUGGAUUAUAUCCUCGUGUUUUAGUCCAGCAGCAGCUUUUCAGGUGUGUAUGAUCUUCUUCCCAUCACAGUCACAUGAUCUGGCACCAACCCUGACUCUUCUGGGAUAGGGUGCAGGCCCAGGUCAUUAGAGACAGAUUGCGGUCUUCAUAUGGAGGAUAACGCAGAUAGGUGAUGCAUUCAAACCGUGUGCCUCUUAGCAAGCAUGCUUUGCUGUGAGAGAACGCGUCGAAGCUGUAGCGGCCGUGGAAGGAUCCCAUUCCACAAGCACCUAGAAAAAACAUUAAAUUCUUCUAAAAAUG
Messenger RNA from Nothobranchius furzeri (turquoise killifish), 1293 nucleotides. RefSeq names its product metabolism of cobalamin associated B (gene mmab). Lineage: Eukaryota; Metazoa; Chordata; Actinopteri; Cyprinodontiformes; Nothobranchiidae. The record is from RefSeq and is a predicted model, not a curated record. Gene Ontology annotation, molecular function: corrinoid adenosyltransferase activity.